Molecule: messenger RNA, 5975 nt
Organism: Xyrichtys novacula (pearly razorfish)
Lineage: Eukaryota; Metazoa; Chordata; Actinopteri; Labriformes; Labridae
Source: the annotation of a GenBank genome assembly
CCGUGCGGUCCUCCAUUUAUUUACGCGAUAUCCUCGACUAAAGGUGAGAGGAAAAGGCUGAAAACCUUACACCGAGUGCAACAUCUUCACACCCCUUCAUACCCUCUCUCUUCUCCUCUGAAUAAACAGCGCUGCUCACAUGUUAAGACAAAUACUCGAAAGUAUCCUUUCGUUAAAUGACAGUAUUUACACGGACCGAAGCCAAAAGGUAAAACAGAUCCACUCGAAAGGUGUUUCACAGUCGCGUGCCAGGAUGUUGCUCAAUUUGCACGGCUCGCGCUCGUUGCGGGAGGAAAGGGGUGUGGUCAAACAGCGCGCGCGUGCUGAUAAUAUGCUCUAUGUCUAAGGAAGCUCCAGUGGUCAAAGGUGGUGUUUGUUUCUUGUUUGUUAAUCGGUGAGUGGGUGAGCAACACUUUGUCAUUCGAAAACCUUUGAAGCUAAAUCAUUUAUAUCAUCAACUGUGUGACAUUUGCUUUACAUUCAACCAUGGAGAGGCAUAAAAUAUCCAGAGCCAACCCCGAGACUCAACGGGGCCUUAAGCAAAAUUUGAUAUUGGGGCCCUCUAUUUCUGCCAAUAAUAUUGAUUGUUGAUCAUUCACACACCUACUACAGUAUAAAUUUAAUGUGCCUGACAUGUCUUUGUACAUUUAAGGGGGUGGCCUAGGUAAUAACAGAAAUAAUAACAAUGCAACUAUACAAAUAAUACCAAUAAAUGACUGAUGAAUGAUGUUCAGGGUGCCACAUAUGGUUUUAAUCUCAAAUCUCAUUAAUCAGUGCACAUUGCACAGCAGAAGGCACAUAACAGUAGUGGAGCUUUGGCGUAUCGGCAGUGAGAAUCAUAGGCCUACAUCAGCAGCAGCACCAAAAUGUUUUUACUUUUUUAUUUUUACAAUAUUAUAUAUUUGAUCAUACAGAAAGCAUCACUCAAAUAUGCAAAAAAAAAAAUCUAUAUAUAAUUUUUUUUGAUUGCUCGCUGGGGCACUAAGCAGGUGCUUAGUUUGCUUAUGCCUCAGGCUGGCUCUGGGUUUAUCACUGAGACAAACUAUGAGCUGAACUGCAAAAACAAUAAGUUGAUUUUGUUCACUUCAGAGCACAUGAUUUGAUCAAUUGUAUUGAUACUGUGUGCAGAUGUCUGUUUGAAUUCGCCCUUUCCCCCCCUGUGAAAUAAAUAAUGUUCAAAUCAGUAAUGUUUUAAUUGUGACCUGCAAAGACCCUGCAGAUGUAAACAGAGCUAACUCUGGCACAAUGCAUUAAGUGUUAAUAUAUCUUCACUUUUGCACAUGGUCCCAUCAAAAUAAAAUUAAUAAUGAAUUGAUCAAAAACUCAGCUCAAAACAGUUAAGUUCAUCAUCUGUUUUAAAAACCUGCAUUUCUCGAUGAGAAGCCACCAUCAAAUGUGUGUGCAGGCCAAAGUGUUUGGGUUCAAAUUUCAUGGUCAUUCAAUAAAUUACCUAUUAGCAACCAUUCUGCUCGCAUGAGCAACCACAGAGCGAUUCAGUUUAUCACUGUUCACAGACAUGGAUCUGACUGCAGAGAGCCACAGUAUUCCUCUCAGCGAUGGGAACCGGAUUCCACUGCUGGGACUUGGUACCUAUGGAGACCCCAGAACGGUACAAAUACAAUUUACAGGGUUUUUCUAGAUUUGAAUGUUAGCAGGGUUUGAUAAUAGCUGCUUUAUCAGGGGAACUUUUCAGGAGUACUGAUGUUUAUGGCUUUCAGGGAAUGGAUAAACAUUAACAGAGGUUUAAAUAGACUCAAUGUCAUGGGUAAACAAAUGUCUAGUAAUAACAUGCAUGUAUUUUGGACCAACUGGCUAAAAAUAAGGUGAAAUCACGUUCAAAUUUUCUGUGUAUCUUUCAACAGACACCCAGAGGUACAGCCCUUGAGUGUGUCAGACUGGCCAUAGAUGUAGGUUACCGGCAUUUUGACGGUGCUUUGGUGUACUUCAAUGAGCAUGAAGUGGGUCAAGCUAUUAGGGAGAAGAUUGCUGCAGGAGUUGUGAAAAGAGAGGACAUCUUUUAUUGCGGGAAGGUAAAAACACUUAUUUUCCAAAGGUCUGUGGUUACUGUUUGAAGAUCUGACCGCUUUAAACUGUUUUCCUGUAAAGUUAGAUAUGAAGUGUUAUCACCAUUCAAUGUUAAAUGCAGUUUUGCGAAAUCCGUCUCAGCUCUGGAACACCUUCCAUCCACCUGAGUUGGUAAGACCAGCCUUGGAGAGGACCCUGAAAGCCCUAAAACUGGACUAUGUGGACCUUUACAUUGUUGAGCUGCCUAUGGCCUUCAAGGUAGUUUGCCUUGGUCACAUUUUGACAUGUGUUUUUUUUUGAUAGUUAGCUAUAGUUCUUGCCAUCUACAGCUUAGCUUUCAACUUUUUGUCACAAUUAAGAGUCAUGCUAAUCAAAUAAAACAUUCCCCCGCGUGAAUUAAUCUCUCAGGCUUUUAAAAGUACGAGUUCUUACAGUAAUUUAUCAAAUGCAUUCUCAAUUUCAGCCUGGAAAUGAGUUUUAUCCAAAAGACAAGGAUGGAAAAUACAUCUACCAUCACACAGACCUCUGUGCAACAUGGGAGGUGAGUACUGUUGAGUUCUGUGUGGAUAGACACUUCUGCAGUUUCAUAACUAGACUUUUCUCUGAUUUGUAACAACUCCUUGUCUUUUUUACACCAUUUUCUAGGUUAAUUUGCUACUCAAUUGUAUAUACAGUUUUAGAUACAUAUAAAAAACUUUUAAAUACUGAGCACAUUGAAAAUAAAAUGCAACUAAGACAAUGGCAGCCUGGUACAAUUUUUUUGGGGGAAAUUUAAUUGUAGCACCAGAAAUUACCAUUUCAAUUUUAAUAAUGUUAGAUAUGAAAAUGCCAAGAGUUCAAUAUGUGUCUUUAUUUAUGUCUAUACUGUAGAUUUAAAGCUACGGUGCAGAACUUUCAGUGUGUAUUGAUUUUGGCGCCCCCUGUAGACAAAGCAAUUAUUCUGAUCUCUUUGCUGAUCUUGUCCAGUCGGAAUCACUGCCUUAAUCUACAGAAGUAUAAUUUACUGAGUUUAAAACGAACUUUUAGUAAGUAAACAACCUUACACAUAAAGACAGGUUAGUGAAAGUAAAGCGAGUCUGUGAAGACUAACUGCACAGUUUAUCAUCUCAAAUCACAGAACUCAUAAAGACAUAUAGAUACAGCCACCAUUUUACUGUUGUUUUCUUUUGUCUCUAUAUAUCUUGCUGUUGAUCACAUGGUCUGACUCUUACCCUGUGGCAGUGGUUUCAAGAAUUAAAAAAGCUUCAGUGUUAAUAUCAAGUGUCAUGAUCAGCUGGAAACUCUUCACAAGAGAUUUCACUAAUUGUCUCAUUAAAUCAAAGUUUGUGUAGUUUCAUCAAACACAGGCUUGUAACAUAAGAUUUAUCCAACCUGGACAACCGGCGUAGCAUACACUCCCUUAAUUGAUUGUUUUCAUGUGUCAUGGAUGUCAGAAAGGGUUAUAGAAAAACAAACAACUCAGAAAAACUUGGUGAAUAAUGUUUUUUUAAACUUGAAGGCUGAUGUUAGAACAGUGGGUGAUGCAGCUUCAAGGUCGUUGCUAUAAACAGCCUCUCAGUGUUCAAAGGUCUGUUUUUUUCUUCAUUACUGUGCUUCACAUUUUUCCCCUCUAUCUCUGUCUGCAAAGAUAAUCACUCUCAAUCUCCGCGAUGAUGUAAAUCUUUUUCUUCUCGACAGGCUUUAGAGGCUUGCAAAGACGCCGGGCUGGUGAAAUCUCUCGGAGUCUCUAACUUUAACCGCAGACAGCUGGAGCUGCUUCUGAAUAAACCUGGCCUCAAACACAAACCUGUGUCCAACCAGGUAACCCAGAGACCUGAUAACAGACAACAAAGUCUCCCUCGCUCCAAAAGCAGAGAUAUCACUAUCAGUUGCACAAUAUUAUAACCCAUCGUUCAGGAGUGUGAGUUAUCAGGAAGAGGGUAACCUUUAUCUUUUUACUUUAUGAUGAAUUUGAAUUCGAGGCUUCCCAUUUAACAAACACUGACCACUAUUUAAAUUCUACUUUAUAAUAUAAAGAGUAUUUAUUACCAGCUUGAGAAAUGUUGUGGUUUUUGGUUUACGAUGUGUUUGUACUGACCAAACAUACAGACUAUAUUACAUGCAAAAAGUUAUCUGAGCAGUCCCCUCUUAUCAGCUGUAAUCUUUUAUUGCUCUCAAGGACAGAUCUGACAAAGCUCAAGUAUUUCCCAUUUGAAUAAAAACCUGUAUCUUAUUGUCAUUUUUUUUCCUUUAGUACUUAUAGAGCAUUCUUUAAACUCAACAGACAUACCCAAACCUAAAUGAAAUGUACUAGAGACUGUUUGAAAAAGCAGCUCUCGAUUGUAUAAAAAGUUUGGAUCCUCUUUUUCUUCUCCAUCCAGUUUUAUCCAGAGUAACAAGAGCACAGGGCACCAACAUAAUGUCAGAUAUCUUUGGGCUAACUGUCUGUCUCUGUAUGACUUACUUGUAGGUUGAAUGUCAUCCAUAUUUCACACAACCAAAACUCCUUGAGUACUGCCGCAAGAAUGACAUCGUGAUCGUUGGUUACUGUCCAAUCGGCUCUUCCAGAGAUGCAUCCUGGUAAAAAAAGAAGAAAAAGAAACAUUAUCCAUGUGGAUGUGACACUUAUGAAUAGAAUCUUGUUCUAGGAUAAGAAAUUAAUGUUCAACAACAACAUCAGUUGCAUUUACAUGUGGAUUUAUAUGUAUACUGCAACAAAGUUUAGUCACUGAAUGUAUCCUACCUAAAUCAAAUGAUCCAAGUCUAAUGGAAUAAGAAACUAUAUGUAUGUCAAACUUCAUAUGCAACAUGUCAGUUUGAUCUAAUUUUUAUCCUCUUAAUUUGAUAAGUAUCCAUCCAGGUAUGAAUUGUCUUUUCCUUCAGGGUGAAUUUGAAAUGUCCCCCUCUGCUGGAGGACGAGGUGCUUGUAUCUAUAGGAAAAAAGUACAACAAGAGCAGCGCUCAGGUGGCUCUGCGCUUUAACGCACAGAGGGGGGUCGUAGUGAUUCCCAAGAGCUUCAGCCCAGAGAGGAUCAAACAUAACUUCCAGGUGGGUCUUAUUUUUUAGUAUACUAUGGUGUGUAUCUCCUGUAUAAAGUUAAUGUAUUUGGCAAUUAAACAAGUUAUGGUGCCAAAUUACAAUUUAUACAGCAUUUUUAAAAGGUUAGUUUCAGAGAUGUUGAAUAAAUAAAAAUAAUUAUAUUUGUUGCAGAUAUUUGAUUUUUCAUUAACUGAGGAGGAAAUGAAAGCAAUCGAAGCACUGAACAAGAAUAUUCGUUUUGUGGAGCUGCUGAUGUAAGUAUGAGCACUCAUUUAAAGAAAAUAUGAAGUGAGAGUGAAGAUGAUAAAUAUGUUAUACAUAACAGUAGUGUGUUUUUUUUAUGUAUUUCACAAUAAAAAAAAGUACCCAAUGGGAAAAAAGAGGCCUAAUCCUCCCACCAAUAAAAAGAUUUCAUACAAUUGUUUUUUUCUUCAUCACAGGUGGAGUGACCAUCCAGAGUACCCGUUUCACGAUGAAUACUGAACUUUUGGACAUAUUUCAGCAUCCUCACUUUACCUCUUUUGUUCCUAUGAUGUGUUUUCACACUGAGCACUAGGGGGCUCUAGCUGACAGAUAAUAAAAAGAACCAAUAAAUGGACUCUUUGGGAUGCAUGGUGACAAAAGGCUCAUUUGUUUCCUCUGUAUUUCAUUUUUGACUAACACCAUGGUUAUAAAAUGUACAAAGAAAUGAUUAUAUGUGAUAGGUUGAUUAAUGUUACUCUUGUUUUCCGUAACUUUUCAGUCCACACAAUUGAAUACACAGGAAUAUCUAUCCGGGGUGUCACAGAGCUAUUUUUCCAGGUUUUCCAGCUACCUCUUUCCACGGUAUCAGUGAAUUUAAAUUUGAUUGGAUGUUAAUGCAACAUCAACUUUUAGGCAUUGUUUGUACUUCUGAAUGUAUUAAAAUUAAAGAAAUGCAACUUUUGAUGAA